Messenger RNA from Hansenula ciferrii, 1317 nucleotides. RefSeq names its product proteasome regulatory particle base subunit RPT1 (gene RPT1). NCBI's taxonomy places the organism in Eukaryota, Fungi, Ascomycota, Saccharomycetes, Phaffomycetales, Wickerhamomycetaceae. Gene Ontology annotation, biological process: proteasome-mediated ubiquitin-dependent protein catabolic process. Gene Ontology annotation, cellular component: proteasome regulatory particle, base subcomplex. The transcript has 2 exons. The coding region runs from base 1 to 1317 and encodes 438 amino acids. Gene Ontology annotation, molecular function: ATP binding; ATP hydrolysis activity; proteasome-activating activity. The record is from RefSeq and is a predicted model, not a curated record.
AUGCCACCAAAAGCAGAUUGGGAAAAAUACAGAGCUCCAGUGGAGGAAGACAAACAAAAACAAGAUGAUAAGAUUAUUCCUUUAAGUGAAGGGGAUAUUCAAGUUUUACGUACUUAUGGUGUUGCACCAUAUGCUAAGAAGAUAAAAGAAGUUGAAGAAGAUAUCAAGACUCUAGAGGGUAAAAUUAAAGAAAAAAUUGGUGUCAAAGAAAGUAAUACAGGUUUAGCUCCACCACAUUUAUGGGAUGUUGCAGCUGAUAGACAAAGAAUGGAACAAGAACAACCAUUACAAGUUGCUAGAUGUACCAAGAUUAUUAAGAGUGAUGAAGGUGAAGAUAAAUCAAAAUAUGUUAUAAAUAUUAAACAGAUUGCUAAAUUUGUUGUUGCAUUAGGUGAAAAAGUUUCACCAACUGAUAUUGAAGAAGCUAUGAGAGUUGGUGUUGAUCGUACAAAAUAUGAAAUUCAAUUACCAUUACCUCCAAAAAUUGAUCCUUCUGUUACUAUGAUGACUGUUGAAGAUAAACCAGAUGUUACUUAUAGUGAUGUUGGUGGUUGUAAAGAACAAAUUGAAAAAUUAAGAGAAGUUGUUGAAUUACCUUUAUUAUCACCUGAAAGAUUUGUUAAAUUAGGUAUUGAUCCUCCAAAGGGUAUAUUAUUAUAUGGUCCUCCAGGUACUGGUAAAACUUUAUGUGCAAGAGCUGUGGCAAAUAGAACUGAUGCAACAUUUAUUAGAGUUAUUGGUUCAGAAUUAGUACAAAAAUAUGUUGGUGAAGGUGCUCGUAUGGUUAGAGAAUUAUUUGAAAUGGCAAGAACUAAAAAAGCUUGUAUUAUAUUCUUUGAUGAAAUUGAUGCAGUAGGAGGUGCAAGAGUUGAUGAUGGUGCUGGUGGUGAUAAUGAAGUUCAACGUACCAUGUUGGAAUUAAUUACACAAUUGGAUGGUUUUGAUGCAAGAGGUAAUAUUAAAGUUAUGUUUGCUACAAAUAGACCAAAUACUUUAGAUCCUGCAUUAUUAAGACCUGGUAGAAUUGAUAGAAAAGUUGAAUUUUCUUUACCAGAUUUAGAAGGUCGUGCAAAUAUUUUUAGAAUUCAUUCAAAAGCAAUGAGUGUAGAAAGAGAUAUUAGAUGGGAAUUAAUUUCAAGAUUAUGUCCAAAUUCAACAGGUGCAGAAUUAAGAUCAGUUUGUACAGAAGCUGGUAUGUUUGCAAUUAGAGAAAGAAGAAAAGUUGCAACUGAAAAAGAUUUCUUAGCUGCUGUUGAUAAAGUUAUUAAAGGUAAUUUGAAAUUUAGUUCAACAAGUCGUUACAUGCAAUAUAAUUAA